Molecule: messenger RNA, 3076 nt
Organism: Myotis brandtii (Brandt's bat)
Lineage: Eukaryota; Metazoa; Chordata; Mammalia; Chiroptera; Vespertilionidae
Product: poly [ADP-ribose] polymerase 14-like
Biological process (GO): negative regulation of gene expression
Cellular component (GO): nucleus; cytoplasm
Molecular function (GO): transcription corepressor activity
Source: RefSeq, a predicted model, not a curated record
CCCUGAACAGGGCUGAGGAUGGCUGCGCCCAGCUACUUCCCGCUGAUGGUCGAGGGGUCCUGGGGUCCCGAUCCCCCGAAGAGCUUGAUCACCAAGUUGCAGUUGUACUUCCAGAGCCAGAAGAGAUCGGGAGGCGGGGAGUGUGAGGUCCGACAGGAACCCGGCAGCACGGCCCGCUUCCUAGUGCUCUUCCACCCACAUGACGUUCGGCAGAAUGUUCUGAAGAGAGAGAACCACGAGUUAGCAUUGCCAGGAAAAGGAACAUUUAAGUUAACGGUCAAGUUGCUUCCAGACCCAAAUGAAGUCCAUGAUGUCUCUAAGGAGAAAAUUCCAGCAAAGGAAUCCAAGGCCAAAGAACAUGCCAAAGAACCAGAUGCAUCAGAAGAUACACAAAUCUCUCUCAACAAAAGAUCAGAAAAAAUGGAAGAUAUCCCAAAGCAAUGUGAAAAUAUUCCCUCUUUGGUUGCAUUUGAAAAUCUCAAAGCAAAUGUGACGGACAUAAUGCUAACCUUGUUGGUGGAGAACAUAAGUGGCCUGUCCAGUGAUGAUUUUGAAGUGGAAGUAAUACGAGAUUUUGAUGUUGGCGUAGUUACCUUUCGAAAAUACAUAGAUGCCAUGAAAUUUGUUGAAGAUUGUGCCAUGCACCAUUCAGUGACACAACUUCAGCUUUCCCCAAGACUUCUGGAAAUGACAAAAAUAAUCAGGGUUGAAAACCUGCCGCCUGGUGUUGACUCCUAUGAUUUGAAAUGUUUAUUUGAAAAUCCUCAAAAUGGAGGGGGAAGAGUUGUCAGUAUUGAAUGUUUUCCUGAAGAGAGUUCAGCUCUGAUAGAAUUUUUUGACAGAAAAGAUUUGGCUGCUAAACGCCAGUACCAAUCCAUAGCCAUCCCUGCCAUUAGUUCUGGAGACGGUGGCUUUCCCUUAUCCCAGUGUGUGGAGACCAUUGUUUUGGCCAUCAAGGAAACCUUCCAGUAUAACUGGGCUGGAUGCACCUUGAAAGAGGUUUACCUUGUGGAUUUAGCUGAGAAGACUGUUGAGGCCUUUGCUGAAACUGUGAAAACUGUAUUUAAAAACAACAAGCCUGGUACUGCUUGCCUGCCCAGUGUACCAGCAGGAGUCCAGCCGGGUCCGAGAAACACUGAUGGAAACAGACAAAUGCUGCUGUGCCCAGGCGGUCUGAGGAUCCUGUUGGUGAAAGGAGACGUGCAGAAUGCUGUGGCUGACGUUGUCGUCAACUCCAUUCCUCGGGACCUCAACCUUAAUAGUGGGCCCCUUUCUCAGGCCCUCUUGGCAAAAGCUGGGCCAAAUCUCCAGAAGGAAUUGAAUGCAGCUGCACAAGGGAUAGCUGUUGAUGUGGGCACAAUUCUUCAAACCACUGGUCAGAGUGUGUCCUACCAAGUGCUUCACGUGGUGGCUCCGAACUGGAACAAUGGUGAUACAUCUUCACUCAAGAUCAUGCAAGACAUAAUCAGAAAAUGUUUGGAAAUGACUGAGAACUUGUCCUUAAACUCAAUUGCGUUUCCAGCCAUAGGAACAGGCAAUUUGGGGUUUCCUAAGACUGUUUUUGCUGAAUUGAUCAUUUCGGAAGUGUUCAAAUUUAGUAGCAACAAUCAACCAACAGCUUUACAAGAGGUUUGCUUUCUGCUGCACCCGAGUGAUCACGGGAAUAUUCAGGCAUUUUCAGAUGAAUUUGACAGAAGAGCUAAUGGAAAUUCCAUCAGUGACAGAAUUCCCAAGGCUCAGAAUACACAAGGUUUGUAUGGGACUGUUACCAGCCCUGCUUCAGGAGUGUACGAAAUGAAAAUUGGCCCCAUCACCUUCCAGGUGGCCACUGGAGAUAUUGCUAAAGAAGCAGCAGAUGUGAUUGUGAAUUCAACAACAAAGACAUUUGAUCACAAAGCAGGGGUCUCCAAAGCAAUUUUGGAAAAGGCUGGACAAAAUGUGGAAACAGAAUGUUCUCGCCUAGCUCAACAGCACAACAAUGGUUAUAUAAUUACUGAUGGUGGAUCUCUGAAGUGCAAGAAUAUUAUUCAUGUCGUUGGUGGAGCUGAUGUCAAGAGAUCAGUUACCCGUGUUUUGCGAGAGUGUGAAAAACGGAAUCACUCGACCAUUUGCCUCCCAGCCAUUGGGACAGGUUUGUAUGGGACUGUUACUAGCCCCACUUCAGGAGUGUACGAAAUGAAAAUUGGCCCCAUCACCUUCCAGGUGGCCACUGGAGAUAUUGCUAAAGAAGCAGCAGAUGUGAUUGUGAAUUCAACAACAAAGACAUUUGAUCACAAAGCAGAACAAGACCCAGAUAAGGUUGCUGAAGCCAUAAUGGAUGCCAUUGAAGACUUUAUCCAGAAAGGACUUGUCCGGUCUAUGAAAAAAGUUAAAGUUGUUAUCUUUCAGCCUCAAAUAAUGGAUGUGUUUUUUGCCAAUAUGAGAAAAAGAGAAGGCUCCCAGGCUCCCUCACAGUCUAUAAUGUCUAAAAUUGCAUCAUUUUUGGGCUUCUCAAAGCAACCUCCCCCCAAACGAAAGCCUUUGGUUUUGGAGAAGAAAAUGGAAUCAGCAAUUUUUCAGGUGUGUGGUGAAAAUGAAACAUCUGUACAAAACGCCCUCUACUGCCUACAGAAUCUGAUGGAAAAGGAACAGAGUCUUUACACCAGUGAAGAGGAAUGUAUCAAAGACUUUGAUGAAAAGGAAUAUCAGGAAUUGAAUAAGCUGCAGAAGGACUUGAAUAUUUUGGUGGAAUUGGACCAUCAGAAACCUUUGAUUAAGGUUUCAGGGAUUAGCAGAGAUGUGGAACAGGCUAGAAAUGCAGUUGAGGAGAUGAUCAAGACAGUUAGAUCAGCCAAAGAGCAGGAAUCCAGAGCAGAUUAUAUCACUGAGUUUGUAGAAUGGCAAUAUGACGACAAUAACACUUAUCGUAGUUUUGACAAAAUAACCAAUAUGAAAUUGGAGGAGGCCAGAAAAAAAAGGGAAGAAACAGUUGAUGUCCUAAUUAAUAAUCAGAACUACACAGUGGACAUGAAAACAUGCAUUGCUACAGGUGCAAACGGACACAGUUUACAAAUUCAGCGCAUCACGAAACCUCAAG